Geosmithia morbida is the source of this 2007-nucleotide messenger RNA. RefSeq names its product Forkhead associated (FHA) domain, binds pSer, pThr, pTyr. The transcript has 5 exons. Bases 1 to 2007 code for a protein of 668 amino acids. Lineage: Eukaryota; Fungi; Ascomycota; Sordariomycetes; Hypocreales; Bionectriaceae. The record is from RefSeq and is a predicted model, not a curated record. Gene Ontology annotation, cellular component: cytoplasm. Gene Ontology annotation, molecular function: protein binding.
AUGUCGACCUCUUCGCCGUCCGGCCAGCAGGAGGUCAUUGUUCGUCUGAACACUCUCAGCAACACUACUGCCAAAGUUCGCCACCGUCGUAUCGUUCUCUCCAAAGAGACACCCGUGGUUUCCAUCGGUCGUACCAGCAAGAGACGGUCGUUGUUUGAGGCCGCCGAGACGAAUGGAUACUUUGACUGUCCUGUCAUGUCUAGACACCACGCUGAACUCAGGAUAUAUGCCAACAUGAAAGAAGUCGUCCUUGAGGAUGUCGGCUCCCUGCACGGGACGUAUCAGAACGGCACCCGCCUCGCAACAAGGAUUCCGAGGAUCCUCUAUUCAGGCGAUAUUGUCACUUUUGGAAUGUCCAUCGACAGAGGCUCCGAAAAGUUCUCUCCUUACGAGGUCAAGGUUGACAUUGACUGGAGACAUUCUCCGCCGCAGGACAAGCCCGUCACCUACAGGGUGCCCGACGAGUCGGACGUGGAGGAUGAAAGCGACGACGACGAUGGCGUCGAGAUGUCGUACUCGAAGCAGGUCAUGCAGAACAACAACUUCCGUCCUGCCCAUCUCAGCGAGUUCGCUAUUGACUUGAUUUCGAACCCUUCCGAGCCGCAUCCCUCGGACUCUGAAAGCCCUUGCAAGUCGGCACAGAUUAUGGAUCUGACCUCUGAUGAGGUUUCUGGAGUGACCACCGUCGAUCUGGAUGAGGCUCCUGAGGAGGAGCCCGUCACAAAGUCACCAAAAAAGUCGUCUCAGGAGACACCCGUCCCUGGAGCAUUCAAGGAUUACGAUGAUGGCUCUUCCGACGACAACGACGACGACGACGACGGCGAUGACCAGUCCUCUCAGGAUGAACAGGCUAAUGAGGAUGACUUUGUCACCGAUAACUCGGAUUCCUCUCCUUCUUCCGACUCCGAAUCGGAUACCUUUCCGUACGAAGAGGACCCAUUCAGUCUCGGAGAGGAAGACCAGGCCGAAAAGGCAGCGACGUUCACUGAGUACGACGAAUUCUCUGUGGAUGCUAAAGAAUCGCCAGUCUCGUACAAUCCCUGGGUUUCCAGCAGCAGCCCAGUACAGGCCGCCACUUCGGAGAUCGAGGAGCAGGAUAUUCCCGACAAGGAGCCCGUUUCCGUCGACGAGCAAGCCAAGGCCGCUGCUUCUACUGACAAGCUGAUUCGUCCCGUGGGGGGCUUGUUUUCGAAUCUUGCGGCUCUCUGCCCCGAUGAUCACCGUGCACUGUCUCUGGGUGCGCCCCCGACUAUUGAGCGGGACAGCGGUGCUUGUGGUCUAAGCCUGAGUCCGGCUACGCCGGACAUCCGGACGUCCCUCCCUGCCAUCGGAAAGGGAUUCCAACACUUUAGCGCCAGUCCUCACGCAGGCACGUCGUCGACAGCAGAGGCCCUCGGAUCCAUGACGGGCAAGAUAGAAGCCCAGCUCCCUCGAGACGCCAAGGGUUCGCCGGGCGUCGAUCCUCUCACAGCCGGUGCCGGCAUGCACAACGACGGCCUGGGCCAGCCUGACGUCAACAUGCUUGACUCCGCUCGCACAUUUGACGAUGUUCCCGCCCGGGCCAAUCCGGAAGCAGCCGAGAAGCCGACCGUCCAACAGCCACAGCAGUCGAAUCAGUCAAGCGGUACGGAUGUCAACGGCACGGCCCCUGCUACCAUUGCACCCAGCACUACGGCGACCAAGAGGAAGGCAGACGAGAUCUCGGCGGCGAGCCGAGAGGAGAAGGUUGCGCUCGAGAGGGCCCAGUACAGGGCGGCCACGGAUCCGGCGCAGGAUUCGGCCAAAGCGACGGAAGACGCUCCCGUGCCUGCCCCCGAGGCGACGAUGGCAGUGGAGCCCCGUUCCGCUCUCGGAUCUGUCACGCAGUCCCCGACUGCAAUCUCGACGUCUCACGACAUGGAUCGCCCUACCAAGCGAUUCCGCCGUGCUGUCGAGGUGAUUGGUUAUGCGGCGAUUGGUGGUGCAGCCGUCGUUUCGGCUCUCAUCAUGACAGCUCCCGCCCUUUAG